AUGGAUUAAGAAAAAAGUCUGAUUGAUUUGAAACAGGCAUUGGCUUAUCGCAAUAGGAGCAAGGACAUUAUUGAUGUAAUUGCAAAGGGAGUUUAGGAUCUUAAAUUCUUCAGAGAAAAAUAGUAGUUAUUUGAUCCAGCAUUAUAUUGUUAGAUGCUUAAAAAAAUCUAGCUGAAGGAAUUAUAAAAAGGAGAGGUCGUAUUUCAUUAUGGUUCUAAUAAUGUUGAAUAGUUUUAUGUAAUUCUAAAGGGGUAAGUUGCAAUUCUAUGUCCAAACGAUAAAAACAUUACUCAUCAAUAAGUUAUAGAAGAAUAUUAAAAGGGGAUCGAUUCUAAUCCCACCCAGCAAAGAAGAUCAUCAGCAGUCUGUAGUCCCCGCUUGUCAGCCUUUAAUAAUAGGGCUCUGAAGGAUAUCAUAAUGGCACAGGCUUAUGGCAAUUUUCUAGGGAUCAGUAAUUAUUCAAUUAUAUAGUUGAUUUUUGUAGAUAUUCAAAAAGUCGAUUAAGAAUCCUUAAUUGAAGAAUAUACCAAUAAUCCCAAUAGAAUAUCAGUUGAUAAAUGGUUGGAUAAUUUGGUGAAAAGACUCUUUCCAAGUUUGCACAUAGUGAAUAUGUGUGGUUCAGGAGACCAAUUCGGGGAGAUUGCUCUUAUAGGCAAUGUGACUAGGACAGCCACUGUGUUGUGCACUUAGGAUACAGCGAUGAUUACUUUAGCCAAUCCGGAUUUCAGAGCUAUUUUAUAAUAAUAUCAUGAUCAGGUGAAGAAUGAAAAGAUUUCGCUCCUCAGAAACUUUGAACUCUUUAGCAAAUUAAAUGAUAAACGACUUAGAGGCAUUCUGGAGUAUAUAGUCGUUUAAAAGCCUACUAUGUUUAGUAUCAUUUAUAUGGAAAAUUCAAAUCCAGAAUAUAUCUAUUUUAUCAAGCAAGGAGAAAUUGAAUUGCUCAAAGUAUUUCCUAAGAACAGAACUGUCUCAAUUACCUUACUUUAAGUAGGUUGCGUCUUUGGACAUGAAGAGGUUUAGUAAUCCAUUCCUAGAGAAUACAGAGCUGUUUCUAAGUCUUCUCAGUGUGAAUUAUAUUUAUUACCUGUUGAAACUAUAUAAUAAUUCGAGAAAAAGGACGCGUAAUCUUUGGAGAAGAGGUUUCAUCAUUCAAGAUUGUAAAGGUUAUUAAACGAUAAAAAAAUAUAGAAGCCUAGUUCAAAAAAAACAUAGACUUCAAUUGAGUUGUAUAAGACAGUGUUUGGAGAGGAUUAUUCAAAUCUUUUUAACCAUGAAUUGCUUUAAAAAAGGUAUAAUUUAAGACUACUUAGAAUGAUAUCACCAAGACACAGAAAAAUAAUGACAGAGACUUUCACGCCUUUAUUUGAUAUGGAUAAGAAAUACUUCACUUCCAAGAAGCAAUUGACCGAAAGGAAAACCAUUAGCACAACUACCACUAGAUAAAAUAAAGAAAACUCGGCAAGACAAAUCAGCACUUAGAGUACAAUCAAUAUACACAGACACUUAUUUAGUCCUAGAAUCAGCAAAAGGCAAUUGGACACCAUAAUGCCCUUUAGAAAAAUUGCAUAACAAUGA
Paramecium tetraurelia is the source of this 1575-nucleotide messenger RNA. RefSeq lists its product as uncharacterized. Lineage: Eukaryota; Ciliophora; Oligohymenophorea; Peniculida; Parameciidae. The record is from RefSeq and is a predicted model, not a curated record. The transcript has 2 exons.